ACCUGACCAUAGAACGAGAUCCCUGGACCAGUUCUACUACCACUCUUUGGCUGCAGAUGAUAUUCAAAGACGCGACGAAAACCAGGCCGUAACCCGCUAUUUGAUCGACAGCAAGAACGGUGAAGGGGUUCAUAGUAGCAGGGACUGGUGGCCAAUCCUCGGUGUUGACCAACUUUGGCUCUGGGUUAUUGAUAAUGAGAGACUAUUAUUACCUCUUCUACUCGCAGACCAGAUGGGUGUGAAGAUCUUAUGGUCGAACGCAUUUUUGAUCAUCUCAGGGCGACAAAAUCCAACCAGAUGGGUCGGCCGUUGCCAUCUUCUGUGGAUGAGAUGAGCAAGUUCAUUGUUAACUUUUGCAUCAAUUUCAUUGACACUGUCAGUUGGAAGGACUCUCUUCCUGAUGAUCUCGCCAGCCCUCAAAGUAGUGAGAGAUCUAGCAAGUCUAUGCGCGAGAUAUUUUCUGAAACUGUCAACAACAAGGCUGUCGAAGAAAAGGACCUGUUUGUAUCGUUCAAGAAAAAGAUGCAUAGGGGGCGAAAGACAUUUGAGGCCAAGAGAGACAAGACCAAAACAGGCAAGAUCAAGAAAGACGAGAUCAGGCAAGAUGAGAUCAGGCAAGAUGAGAGCAAGAAAGAUGAGAGCAAGACUGGGUCCAAACCAAAAGAUGGACAUCAUGAAAGGCAGAAGCAGUCAGAGGAAGUAAUCAAGUCGGAUGACACUGAAACCGACGAUGACUGGGAGCCUAUCAGCAAAGCUGCCGACCUCCUGGACGAGGUCAAAGACAUCCGCGAUGAGCUCACCAUACUGAAAGCAAUACUGACACAGCAGGAUAAUAUCUGGACUGAUGUUCACAAAUCCCCUAACAAUCCGAAAUCUGAAAGAAGGCCGCAUUACAUGCUUACUGAGAUCAACGAAAUGAUUGAGAUAAUAGACAAUAUCAAGAGCUCGGUAAACGAGAUCUUGAACCUCGAGCAGAACGGAACCAGUCUCAGAGAAGCCUUUGAGUCUGUUCAACAAGGGAGAACUCUGAUGGUCUUCACGGUCAUCACAAUUGUGUUUACUCCGAUGUCAUUCCUAUCGUCACUAUUCGCAUUGAACGUCACAUCCUUCCAGCAUGAUAGUAAAGGAGAGCUAGCUUAUAAACCUAGCUGGAUAUUUCCAAUGCUAUUCUGCAUCUCCCUUGCCAUCACCUUCCCUCUCGCGUACCUUGCCUUUUAUCUGGACAAUGUAAAACAAUUAUGGAAAAAGGCCAUAGGAAAGGUCUAUCAACAGUUGCCUGAGACUUUGAAAGAUCCCAAGAUUGAACUGAAAAGGGUGCAGACGAAAUGGGACAAUGUGGAGUCCAGAUUCCGGCGUGAAAAGAAAGACGAGGAGAAGCCUCCUAUUGGUGACGAGAAUGCUUGAAGAUAUGGAGUUGAUGAUUUGGCAGAUUGAGUAUGGGAUUACAGUCCGGUUUGCG
Messenger RNA from Aspergillus steynii IBT 23096, 1459 nucleotides. RefSeq lists its product as uncharacterized. Gene Ontology annotation, molecular function: metal ion transmembrane transporter activity. Bases 250 to 1404 code for a protein of 384 amino acids. Gene Ontology annotation, biological process: metal ion transport; transmembrane transport. The record is from RefSeq and is a predicted model, not a curated record. NCBI's taxonomy places the organism in Eukaryota, Fungi, Ascomycota, Eurotiomycetes, Eurotiales, Aspergillaceae. Gene Ontology annotation, cellular component: membrane. The transcript has 6 exons.